AUGUCGGCCGGCAAGGGCGUCCUCCUCAAGGCGACACUAUCGCAAUGUCUUCCGCGACGAGAUCAAGGCAACGCUCGCUGCGCGUCCGCGCGUGCCAAGCUCCAAUUCUAUGCCGAGUUCACGCAGAAGCAAUGCAUCGCCCUCGGCGUCGAGUUCGUGCUGAAGCGGAUCGGGCCGCGGCGGACCCGGCGCUGGGCGGAGGAGAUGGGUUGUGUCACCUUUAAAGACGUCGAGGGACUGCACUUCAAGUUCCAUUAUAACCUGUACCACAACAUCCGUUACCUGGACCCGAAGUCCUUGAUCUCCUCAGUGCCUCCCACUUCCGCGCCUGAGCCCGCAGUCGAGGAUCAGCCCCCGGCGGGCACGGUCAAAUCCAUUCUACCUUGCACACCCCUAGCUGUCGUCAAAUGUCUGGAACACAUCGGCGUGUAUAACAAGAUCCUUCCAUAUGGCGACCGCGCAUACGGCAAACCGUCUGAGGUCGUUGGUCGCCCUCUAGCAGCACUUCUCGCAAAUGAUGGUGCGCGUGUCUACUCCGAGUACACCAAACGCCCACAACAAAGCUCAGACGCACAGCGCCGCUUCCACCCGAGGCACGUUGUGCACCCCUGUACGCUUUCCCUCCAAGAGUGCCUCGCGCUCUCCGACGUCGUCGUCUCUGCCGUGCCCAGCGCAGAGUAUAAGGUUAAGACUGCAUGGCUCAAGGAUGGCUGUGUCUGCGUGAACGUCGCCGCAGACAAGAACUUCGAGGCGGACGUGCGCGAGAAGGCAUCGAUGUAUAUGCCGACGAUUGGCAAGGUCACGAUCAUGAUGCUCCUCAGAAAUCUGUGCGUGUGCUCACUGUCGUACAUGUUGAGAUGA
Molecule: messenger RNA, 861 nt
Organism: Fomitopsis serialis
Lineage: Eukaryota; Fungi; Basidiomycota; Agaricomycetes; Polyporales; Fomitopsidaceae
Exons: 7
Coding region: 1-861 (286 amino acids)
Biological process (GO): purine nucleobase biosynthetic process
Cellular component (GO): cytosol
Molecular function (GO): methylenetetrahydrofolate dehydrogenase (NAD+) activity
Source: RefSeq, a predicted model, not a curated record